This is a messenger RNA of Leptosia nina, 1467 nucleotides long. The record is from the annotation of a GenBank genome assembly. Lineage: Eukaryota; Metazoa; Arthropoda; Insecta; Lepidoptera; Pieridae.
AUGUCUACGUUUAGCGGUUACGAUAGCGAAGCCGUUGGUUUCGAAAGCAUCGAGUCCAAAAAGAAACCGGAAACCACUUGUGGCACCCAGACGAACUACACCAAUUCCGGUGUUGGCUGCCAAACGAAUAGCACCACAGAUAUCGGAUGCACAGCUUCCUCUAAGGAUUUCGACAGAAAAAGCACACACACCACGCCACCUGGUCUCAACGAGUUCCUGCGGAAGGUGGUUCCAGGUAUGAUGGAACAGCUAGACCAGAAGGACCUGGAAUAUCGCUAUAACUCGUCAGACUCCGAAGAAGAGGAUGUACUGAACGCUAAACUAUUUCAAGAACUGAAGGUUCAAGAUGGUAUUGGUUCUGGAGACCACCAGUCUUCGGUUUUAGGUGUGACGUGGAGUAGUGCUGGUAACUCGCUAGCUGUGUCCAUCGGGCAAUUACAGCAUGACACCUGGUGCCAAAAUUCCGGGUUGAUCAAGGUGUACACUCUGAAAAGAAGUGGUGGGGACAAGUUUGCCCACAGCCUGGACAUCACUGAGAAGAACUGCGUGACUGUGCUGAAAUAUCACCCAUCUGUUGCCGCCCUUUUGGCGUAUGGGACUACGUCUGGAGAGGUGGUGCUUUGUAAUCUGAUGAAUGGGAAUUUAGAAGAAGGUACUCAGCUAACAUCUCCUUGUGACUGCCACAACUCCCGGAGGGUCUCCGCCCUCCAGUGGGCGGAUGCGCCACUGGCUAAUCGGUACCUGAUAAUGCAGAUCCACAACAACGGGAAACGACGUGGUGCCGCGGAUCAGGUCCUUACUUCGUCUGGCAGCGACGGUUCUAUAAACGUUUGGCAAGUGAACUCCAAUCUCAAAGUGUUUGAAAGCAUCGUGAAGUACCAGAUCAAUUCUACCCGCAAAACAACACCGGACAUCACCUGUUUCGACUAUAUAAAAUCCUAUCCUUUACGGUCGAGCAACGACCGGUUGCCAGACGACAUUUUCGUGGUCGGCUCCAAGUGCGGGAGGCUGUACCUCUGCAAGAUCAGCUCGGAGAGCAGCGAUCCCGUUUACGAAGUUUUGGACGGACACAGGACGUGCGUGCUGGACGUCGCCUUCAGUAUGCAAAAGUGCAAUAUUUUUGUAUCCGUCUCCAUGGAUUCGGAGGUGCGAGUGCACGAUGUGUUGCAGAGUGGACCUAUUAGGGUGAUGUUUCUUGACCACCCCGUAUCCUGCCUCACCUGGUUGCCCACGAUGCCGUGUGUGGUCAUGGGUCUGACGCAGGAAGACCUCAUCAAACUCUACAACGUGUCUUCGGGUAAAGAGGUGCCCGUCGAAGGGUUUAGUGGGAACGUGUGCGUCACUUCUGUGUCUGUCAGCCAUGUUGGAUCGUGCCGAAUCGCGGCUGGUGACGCGGAGGGGCGCCUGCGCAUCUGGGAGGUACCGACGCGACGCAUCAAGAUGACGGCCGAUGAUUUAGACUUUUAG